AUGGCGAUGGCGAUGGCAAAUCCUGAGGCAGUGCAUCCUUCUGCGGAACAACCAAAUGUGCUCUGCAAGAGAUGUAUGGAGUCUAAUGCUACACUUCAAAUUCGAUCAGAAUCAGUUUGCCAAAAAUGCUUCUCACAGUAUGUUAAAACAAAGGCAGUAAAGCGCAUGGAAACGUAUAAAGGCAAACGAUCUUCGAAAGUUCCACAAAAAUUAUUAUUACCACUUUCCUUUGGACCUUCGUCGUCAUGCCUGCUCCAUAUAUUAGAUGGCCACCUUCAAACCCAACAAGAGCGGAUGAACCGAGUUUCAUAUGAACUAUUCGUUGUGCAUAUCGAUCUUUACCUGGAUGAUGCGGACAGAGAAGCCUCUGCUGUUUUAUUGCAAAAAUACAAGAACCAAUACCCCAGGCAUUCUUAUUCAAGUUAUGGACUUCAGGAAGCAUUACAACUGGAAGGUAUUGAUUGGGCAUCUUUGGGAAUUACAGACGUUCCUACUCAGGGUACCAAAGCCUCAAGUUUGGAUCUGCAGAAUGUUGUCUCUACAAUGUCAUCUGCAACUUCCAGGGCCGAUAUUGUAUCUACGCUCUUAAAUAGACUCCUAGUGGAUGUCGCCAAAAGAAAUGAUUGCGAGAGCAUCUUGUUCGGUGAUACUACUACACGACUAGCAGAAAAGACGCUCACUGAAACAGCCAAGGGGCGUGGAUUCUCUCUGCCAUGGCAAGUCUCCGAUGGGCCAUCACCAUAUGGAUUGGGCUUCAAUUAUCCCUUACGAGAUAUCCUUAAAAAAGAAAUCAUGACAUUUUCCUCUUCAACGACACCUCUCCCGGAGCUAGUCGUGUACCAGGAGCCACCUUCUCAUAUAUCUGCUUCCUCCAAGUCGACAACGAUUGACGAUUUAAUGGCACAAUAUUUCGAAUCUGUCGAGGAGAAUUUCCCUAGUAUAGUUGCCAAUGUUGUUAGGACAUCGAGCAAAUUGAAACCUUCUACUGACCACGUAUCGAAGGGCUGUGGAAUCUGCGGACUCCCUGUUGCAGAGGGUACUGAUGGUAUUUACGGUUGGGGCGGGGAUCAAAAUCCAGAUUCAAGGCCAGUAAGGGAAGAUAUCAGUUCAAACACUGUUCUAUGCUAUGGAUGCUCAAGAUCUAUCAACGGAUGA
This is a messenger RNA of Botrytis sinoallii, 1155 nucleotides long. RefSeq lists its product as uncharacterized. The transcript is spliced from 2 exons. The record is from RefSeq and is a predicted model, not a curated record. Gene Ontology annotation, biological process: tRNA wobble position uridine thiolation. Gene Ontology annotation, molecular function: tRNA binding; sulfurtransferase activity. Lineage: Eukaryota; Fungi; Ascomycota; Leotiomycetes; Helotiales; Sclerotiniaceae. Gene Ontology annotation, cellular component: cytosol. Bases 1 to 1155 code for a protein of 384 amino acids.